Anolis carolinensis (green anole) is the source of this 7645-nucleotide messenger RNA. It is a transcript of the gene mmrn1, whose product is annotated as multimerin 1. The transcript is spliced from 8 exons. Gene Ontology annotation, molecular function: protein binding. NCBI's taxonomy places the organism in Eukaryota, Metazoa, Chordata, Lepidosauria, Squamata, Anolidae. Bases 306 to 3908 code for a protein of 1200 amino acids. The record is from RefSeq and is a predicted model, not a curated record.
UUUAUUCCUCAUCCCAUAGCUCCCACAAAGACAAUCUUUGUAGUCUUUUCCUAAGGGUUGCUUGUUCCAUAGCUCCAAGAGGUCACAGGUUACAGAGGAAUCCAAAGAAACAGGAAAUGGAGCUUCCCCGCUCCACUUUCAAAUGCUAAAAACCUGUUUCCUUUCUGCACCACAAACAAAAUUCCCCAGAUGGGCCAUUCUCUGCAGGUUCAUUGUGAAAGCAACAACUUGAAGGGGAAGAGGCAGGAGAAGCCAGCUACAAAAACUUACUGAGGGACUCUGUGAAAUUCAAACAAGCCGAGAGAAUGAAGGAGGUAUUCUUGAUCUUGGUUUUAUUGUGCCUAAAAUGGAGCAGCACAGGGGCCAAUUCAACUGGCAUGGCCCUUAUCACAUCUGUGGAUAGUGAAAUGGAAACAAGUCGCCCUGACUUGACUUUGACCAAAAUAAAGGAAUUCGUAUUGACAACACCCUUGCCUCCUGCCACAGAGAAGUCGACUGUUUUACAAAACACAACUCAGGUGGUGGAUGAGAAACAUGGUUCUCCUUUGCUCGUGGAAGAAAUCCAAAGAUUGCAAAUGCCAGAAGCAACACUGCAGAAGACAUCAUUAAAUCGUACAAAUCCUAAUGGAGGCAACAUUAACAGUGAUUCUUCAAAUGGAAAAUCAUCAGUUUUAUCUAAUAGCACAAAAAUUCAAGCACAAAUCAUCCCUAGAAAAGGUCCUCUUGAAAGGGACGUUUUGAAAGGAGCAACGGUGAGCAGAUCUUCUAGACAAUCAGGUUACAACAGCAUCAGCAGCAAGUCCAAUGCGGACUUGAAAAAACCUAGCUUUGAAACCACCCGAGGAAAGAACUGGUGUGCCUAUGUUCACACAAGACUCCAGCCCACCAUCGUAGUUGACAAUGUACAAAGCUAUGCAUCAGGCAGAUCCAAGCAAUGCAGUUGGAUAACAGGACCUUGUGGAUCAAGCUCCCAGUCAAGGACUCAACAAGCUUACCGGAUCAAACAUAUGAUAGUGACAUCACUGGAAUGGAAGUGCUGUCCUGGAUAUAGCGGUGGAACGUGCCAGCCCAAAGCUCAACAGGAUCAAUUGCCUACGCAUAACAACCAGGUGGAGAGCAACGCAGCUGUCAAUGGAGGGGCACCAGGAAACCCACCGCAGCAACGGGAACAGCAGGAUCCCAGCGACCCAGCAGUUGCACAAAAAAUGAAUGAACAGAUUAGCAGCCAGGAGAUGAAACUGACUUUACUACAGAAGAAGGUUGACAACAUUUCGGUCGUCAUGAGCGAUGUGAGCAAGACACUCUCCUCUCUGGAAGGCAAAAUCAAUGAAGAUAAGGGCAGAGACUUCCAGGCUUUUCUGAAAGGUCUCAAAUCCAAAAGCAUUACUGAACUAGUCCAAGAAAUUGUAAAAGAACAGUUUAAAUUCCAUCAAAAUGACAUGCAAGAAACAGUGGCCCAGAUUUUCAAGAUUGUUUCUGGUCUGUCUGACGAUAUUGAAAACACUAAAGAGCUGAUCAAGAGUUUGAAUGUUUCUCAGCAGAAAAUUGUCACAGACAUAGCACAUAGGCCUACGAGGGUAGAAAUCCAAGAGAUAAGGAGUGAGAUCCUACAUAUUGAACAAGACAUCAGCUUUACAUGUGACAAGCCAAUCAAAGUCUUGCAGGAAAAGCAGAGGUCUAUGGAAGUCGCCUUGGAGCAUCAAAGUUCAAAGAGCAAUCUUUAUUAUGAAUCUCUGAACAAAAGUCUAACUCAAAUGAAAGAAGUGCAUGAACAACUCUUAUCAGCUGAACAGAGGUCAGACCAAAACAUCCCCACAGCAGGUAAAUCAGUGAGUGAUAACCUCACAGAUUACAUGAUCAGUUUACAUGAGAAAGUGAAAAAGCAGAGUCUGAUGGUUCUACAGCUGCAUGAUGACCUCAGAGUCCAAGACAGCAAAAUUAGCAACCUCACAGUAACAUUAGAGAUUCAGAAAGACACAUUGGAAAAGGAAUGCAAUGGUAUGUUGUCCAAAUGCAGGAGGGAUUUUGAAAUGCAACUGAAGGGCACGGAAGAGAAUAUGCAUUUUUUAAAUAAAACACUGGAGAAUCUCGUGUUUCUCUUGGAUGAGAAAAUUGACAAAAUGAAUGAACAAAUUAAUGACCUCUGUUAUGAUAUGGAGAUUCUCCAACCUUUGAUUGAGCAGGGGGUUCCUUUCAGCUCUAACUCAGAGGAUGAGCAGCAGAUUGAAACAGAAGCUAUAAAAAGAAAGCUGGAAAACAUAACUAGUAUUGUGACAGGACUAAAUUCGACCAUUCAAGAACUCACUAAAAAUCAGAAGCAGUUUAAAACUGAUGCUCAGGCUCACAAUGAAAUCUCGGAAAGACAAAUUAAUGAAUGUUUCGUUUUAGUUGAGGAUGGCAUAAAUAAAACGUUGAUGGUAAUAAAUGAUGCCAUUGAUUCAAUCCGGGAUAACUAUGUCCUAAAAGAAACACUGAGUACUUUUAGAAAUGAGACAGAAGCCUGCUGCAGUUGGGUUGAGACAGUGGAAAGUGUAUCAGCAUUGGUACCUCAAUUCCGACAGAUGAAUGAAUCCCUUCAGAUACUAAUCAAUGGAAACCACAAACCUGACUUUACUUCAAAAAUAAUUAGAAACCCUUCAGAGGCUUCACCUGAUGAAAACAUCAUUCCUCAUGCCAGCCCAGCUCACCAUGAUCAAAGCAAAAUAUCAUUAACUUUGCAAGGGCAUCAACAAGAAAUAGGGCACCUUGAUGAGAAACAAGUGCAUCCCAUGCAGGAACACAAGGAUUACGAAGUUCGCCUGCAGGUAGUGGAGGCAAAAAUAAACAAGUUUUUGGCAAACAAUUGUGUCUCGGUAAGAAAUGUCAAAGCUGCUGCAACAGAAAAUGAGAAAGUAGUCUCAGGACAGCUUCAGAUGUUGAGUUCAAGAAUCAGGGCACUUGAAGCCAAAUCCAUACGGUUGUCUCUGAGCAUGCCUCUGUUAAAUAAGACUGCCUAUGAAGCUUGGGGCUUGUGUAAGGAUGUCUCUGGAAGCAUUCAAGCCUUGAAUGCCAGCAUUCCCAGAAUGAUGAAACUUGCUCAUCCAGAUACUUUGCUGUUUCAGAAAGGCAUAGAAGAACUUACUGAAUCUAUGCUGGAGGUCAAAGCUGGAGUGAUCCUGUCCAAUCUGACUUGGUAUGUAGACAGGUCCCUAGCUGAUGUAGCAGACAGAAUUACCAAACGUCUGAAGGCAGUUCCUGCAGUUUCUAAGAAACCACCACCAGCAAAAAAGAUGCCAGUGAACACUACUGCAAACCAAGCUGGACGGAGUCAGAGAAACACAGAUAAUACUCUAGAAACAGGUGACUAUCUGAGCUGCAGUAGCUCUCCAUGCAAUAAUGGGGGGACCUGUGUCAAUGAAAGGAGGGGCUUUGUCUGUGCUUGCCGCUAUCCCUUUGGUGGAGUCAAUUGUAGCACAAAGAUGACGGAGGAAAAUGCUCCAGCCAUAGAUUUUUCAAAAGGUUCUUACCGGUAUGCACCAAUGGUAGCCUUUUUUGCUUCACACACCUAUGGGAUGAAUACUCCAGGUCCUAUUCGGUUCAACAAUCUGGAUGUCAACUAUGGGUCCUCCUAUGUCCCAGCAAAUGGAAGAUUCCGUGUGCCAUAUCUUGGUGUUUAUGUCUUUGAAUACACCGUUGAAUCAAGUAGCCCACUCCUCUCAGGAUAUUUGGUGGUUGAUGGAAUAGAUAAGCUGGCUUUCCGUUCUGAAAAUGCAAACGAUAACAAGUAUGUUGAGAGGGUCAUUACUGGUGAUGCCUUACUGGAAUUGAACUAUGGACAAGAAGUUUGGCUCAGGCUGGCAACAGGUUCUAUCCCAGCCAAAUAUCCACCCAUAACUACAUUUACUGGUUAUUUAUUGUACCGUACAUAAACCAGUUACAUGCAAAAGCUUAUAUUCUGUGAAGGAAACACUUUGUUUCUUCUUUGCUUGAAUCUUGUUCCAUGCAGUGAAAUGAAUCACAUUUAAGGUUACCACCUUUCUUUUGUAGGUCUCUUGUAUAUUUGACUUGUGUAAAAGAAAGAAAUUAGAUGUAAAAAUCUUUCCUAUCUCUCUUUCCACGUAGGAAAAAAAGAUUUGACUUAAAUCAUAUUGUUAGUCCAACUAAAAUAGAUCAAUUGGAUUUACUAAUGGAUCUCCUCUUGCUGGGUCUAAUCCAAAGGAUUAUGGCAUAUAUUGGUUGCAUUUCCACCCAUCAAUCAGUUUCUUUAUUUUUCAUUGCAACUUCUUUCUCAGAAUCCCCAGCAGAAAACAAGUGGCAACUGUAAUCUCAUUAGAUUAUUAUCUGAAAUCCCUCCCAUGUGUGCUAUCCCAAUUUACCUUGUAUUUGGUCAGUUUGUAAAUAGCUCUCCCAGGCAACUUGUUAUAAAAAUGUUUUCUAUAUACUGCUAUACUCAGCUAUUUGUUGCUAUACUCAGAUACAAAAUUGGGACUUGGCUCAGAAAACUAAGAAUUAAGGGGCAACAUCACAUCCUCCACUCAUUUAUGUUUGAUUUCAGACUCACAACUGAGCUUACUGUUUUCACACAAAAAUGCACUCCUAGAAAUGUCUUCUUUUCUUCCCCCCUCCUUAUCCUUCCUUGUCUCUUCUACCACCAAAGCAUGUGUCAAUCUACUGAAAAUCCCAAAUUCUAUUACUGGCUUCUGAUCCACCUUUUGUCCUGUUUCCAUCUGCUUUAUAAACUAGUCAGAUAACAAUUGCCUCCAUUUUGGAAACAACUCCUGCAAAAGUGUAUCAAGUUUUAUCAAUCCAAUGGGAUUGAUGGGUAUAGUCUGUCUUGUACAGAAUACUCAAUAUUAAAACCUCCAUUCUUAUUUGCUUGUAUUAUAUUCUGUAAUUAGUAAGACACUUUACUGUGAAAAAUCUCUGUUUAAAUCAUAGAAUUCUAGAAGGCAUGACCUCUCAAUGAUGGUGUAUAUCCUUUUAAAAACCCACAAAUUGACCAACACUCAUUUAACAGAGUAAUAAAUUCAUCCAAUUGUUGGAGCAAAGGUGAUAUAUUGAAGAGAGAAGAAAUAUCAGCAGACUGGAGGAGGGUAAAUGUUGUCCCUGUCUUCAAGAAGGGAAAAUAGAAGACCCAAAUAAUUGCUAUGCAGUCAGCCUGACAUCAAUACCUGGAAAGAUUCUGGAGGAGAUCAUUCAGGAGGCAGUCUGCAAUCAUUUAGAAAAGAAUGCUGUGAUUACUAAAAGACAACAUGGUUUCUUCAAAAACAAGUCAUGCCAGACUAAUCAGCUCUUUUUUUCGAUAGAGUUACAAGCUUGGUAGAUGCAGGGAAUGUUGUGGAUGUAGCAUAGUCUGAAUUCAGUAAGGCCUUUGACAAGAUCUCCCAUGAUCUUCUUGCAAACAAACUAGUAAAACGUGGGCUAUAUAAUACUACUGUUAGGUGGAUUUGUAAUUGGUUAAGCGACCGAACACAAAGGGUUCUAAGUAAUGGUUCAUCUUCAUCCUGGAAAGAAGUGACUAGUGGAGUGCUGCAGGAUUCUGUCCUAGGCCCAGUGCUGUUCAACAUCUUUAUUAAUGACUUAGAGCAGUGUAGUCCUUUAGUUACCCGAGGGUUAAUCAAAUUUUAGUAUAGGAAUGUGAGGCUUCAAUAUGGCAGUUAUAUGGCCAUUUCUUAAAAACUUAAAGCAGUAAGAAGGUAAACAAUUUUUUUUCCAAAUGUUAAAUUAAAAUAUUUUUCCAGUAAGAAGGGCAAGGGCCAACAAAAAUGAAUUGGUGGGCUGCAUGAGGCCCGCAGACUGUGGAUUGGACCACACUGACUUAGAGGAAGGUUUUUAGGGAAUGAUUAUUAAGUUUGCAGAUGACACCAAAUUAGGAGGGAUAGCUAAUAGUCCAGAAGAUAGGAGCAGAAUCGCAAUGACCUCAACAGAUUAGAGAGCUGAUCCACAACUAACAAAAUGAAUUUAAACAACGAGAAGUAUAAGACACUUCACCUAGGCAGAAAAAUAAAAUAAAAUGUACUGUUAGAGGAUGGGUGACACCUGACUCGACAAUAGUACAUGUGAAAAAAGAUACUAGAGUCUUAGUGUACAGCAAGUUGAACAUGAGCCAACAUACAGCAGCUAAAAAAGCCAAUCAACAGGGGUAUAAUGCCUAGAUCAAAGGAAGUCUUGGUGCCUCUCUAUCCUGCUUUGGUCAGAUCUCACCUGGAAUACUGUGUCCAAAUUUGGAUGCCACAAUUUAAAAGAGAUAUUGACAAGCUGGAAUGUGUCCAGAGGAGGGUGACUAAAAUGAUCAAAGUGCUGGAGGCCAUGAUUCCAUAUGAGGAGCAGUUUCAAGAGCUGGGGAUGUUCAGCCUGCAGAAGUGAAGGUUGAUAAGAGACAUGAUAACCAUGUUUAAAUAUUUGAAAGGGUGUCAUAAGGAAGAAAGAGUAGGCUUCUUUUUCUGCUGUCCUGGAGACUAGGACUUGGAGCAAUGGGUACAAAUUACAGGAAAAGAGAUUCCACUCGAACAUUAAGAACUUCCUGACCACAAGAGCUGUUCAGCUAUGGAACUCUCUGCCUCAGAGGUGGUGAAAACUCCUUACUUGGAGGCUUUUAAACAGAGGCUGGAUGGCCAUCUGUCGGGGGUGCUUUGAAUAUGAUUUUCCUGCACUGCAGGGGGUGGGAUGAAAUGGUCUACAUGGUCUCUUCGAACUAUAUGAUUCUAUCAAGAUACUGAAAGAUGGUCAUUUCUCUUACCUAAAAGAAUUUUGAGAAAAACUAUCCUUACUCCAUUGCCUAAUUCAAAAUUAAUAUAUUGUUUCUGUCACACUAAUCACAAAGGAAAUUUGUGAUAAAAAUCUGAUUAAAAUCCAUAUAUUUAAACUGGGUUUAGUAAAUUAGUCAAUUAAUAGCAUCGGUUAAGGGAUUAAUCAAUUUCACUUCUUAAAGACCAGCUUCAUGGCUGUCUGAUAAAAAUCCACAAUGUUUAAAAUGUCAAACAAAGAGGGUGUAUUUUAGUGUAUAUUCCUAGCCUCUACUGAAAAAUUCAACCCACUUUGCAUUUUUCUUUUUUUAAACCCUGUUUUGUGCUUAUAAAACACAUCACAAAGCCUAAAACUAUAUUUUUCAGCCCCCUUCCUCCAAUAAUGCAGCAUAUCUUUUGGUAACUACUUAAAAUCCUGAUCUUUCACUAACCUAUCCUAGCGUAUCAUUGAAUUUUAUCAAAUAUCUUGCCCACAUGGCUAAGUCCCUCCCCACCCCUUGUAUGACUUUGUCAGUUUAAUAACCUGUUUAGUCCUCUUUAUCCAUGCUAUGGAUAUGGCUAAAUGGCGUGGAAAUUACUCUGCAAAUGAAAUUCAAAUGACCCACCAGAGACUGCAUCUCUCUCUUUAAAUACGACUUUCUUUGCCCUUCCUGCCCUUCCUACUAAAUCCUUCAAGCCAGGUCCUCGAUCUGCAGAGAUGCUAAUUGUUUUCUUCCAAACUCAGAUUUCUGAUAGGGUCUGGUUGUUUCUCUCCCCCCACUACCCCUCUUUACUAAUAAAUUUCAUUUCCACUGGUCUUACUCCAGACAGUACCAACAAGCAUAUAUGUGUUGUUAGGGUGGGGAUGGGGAUUUAUAGUAAGAUGUAUAUACCAAUGGUGUACCAGUAAUAAUAAUUAAACAUUAUACCUGACUUGCCUA